CAGUAGCCAGUACCGGGGGGUAAUAGAUCUGGUCUGUCGUACAUCGUCUAAUGAAAUAAUGGCCAAGUCAAAACGCCCUUCACAGGGACUUCAGAGCGAUAGGGAGGUCUGUCGCUGCUGUUCAAUGUGUGCCCUACUGCAUGUAUACAUCGUAUUCUGUCACAGAGGGCAGCCUAAUCCUCAGCGGUAUGGAAGCGAGCUCAAGCUCUCUGAAGAAGCUAGUGUGUGCUUAAUGCUCCCACCAAGCCUUCCCUGGCACUUGUCGCCACUCAGCUGUCCCUGCAGUGUGAGCAAGCCCCCGUGUCCUGCGCCAGCGUGGCUGUGCCGUGGCUGGCAAGCUGAGGUCACUGGUACCCAGCCCAACACCCUCCUUGGAGCUUGUCCCCACCACCGUGCUCACACCACGGGACUCAAGAGGCAGAAGCGCUACAUCCCCACUGGAGAAGGAGGGAGGCUGUUCCCCGGGCAUCCUCGCAGCAUCAUGACUCUCGAGGCUGACUUUAAUGCUGCUGCAGAAGAUGUAAAAAAAUUAAAAACAAGGCCAACUGAUGAAGAACUGAAGGAACUAUAUGGAUUAUACAAACAGGCUACUGUUGGAGAUAUUAAUAUUGAAUAUCCAGGAAUGCUAGAUUUGAAAGCCAAAGCCAAGUGGGAAACAUGGAACCUGAAAAAAGGUUUAUCAAAGGAGGAUGCCAUGAAAGCCUAUAUUUCCAAAGUAAAAGAAAUGGUAGAAAAAUAUGGGAUCUAGAAUAAUCAAAAUAAUUCCCACUAACAACUAACCCUUUAGUAGCUAAUGAACUAACGCUGAUGAGAAAAAUGCAACACUAACUCCUUAAUUCCUUAUUGUGUUGUCUAACAGUAAAAUCUUUUAAUCAUAAGCUGGUUGACUGUAAAGGGUAUUUGCAUACCCACUCUAUAUUUUAGAUUGUAUCUUAUUCUAAAUAAACCUAAUAAACUAAGCUUCCUGUAAGAAUUGUGGAUUUUUGUGGGUAUUAAAUUACAUUAAGUAUAUUUACAGAGAAGCUCUAAAAGUAAAAUAACAUAGCUGUCAUUUCUUGGAAAUGAGGUUAUGGAAUGAAAUAAAGGAUUGUGCACAUGCAAGAUGAGAAGAGGGAAAAAGAAAGAUGGAAACUGUUUUAUUUUUAAGACCCAAAGCCAAUGUUUAUUUUCAAAAAAAUAAAAA
This is a messenger RNA of Pezoporus occidentalis (night parrot), 1183 nucleotides long. RefSeq names its product acyl-CoA binding domain containing 7 (gene ACBD7). Gene Ontology annotation, biological process: fatty acid metabolic process. The transcript is spliced from 6 exons. The coding region runs from base 59 to 748 and encodes 229 amino acids. The record is from RefSeq and is a predicted model, not a curated record. Lineage: Eukaryota; Metazoa; Chordata; Aves; Psittaciformes; Psittacidae. Gene Ontology annotation, molecular function: fatty-acyl-CoA binding.